CAAGGAUCAGACCGACGGAAAACACCAGCCUAUCAGAGGUGCCAACCUAGCCAGGCAAGUUGCCCAGUUGAAGCAUCACAAGCAGUACUUUCACACACCCCUUUUCGAUAUGCGGUUCCUCGCAUACGCGACAGCCGCCCUAGCCGCGGCCCCGAGCGCGGCGCACGCCAAGGCGGUGCUCUUGCCCCGCGCGGCGGCCCUGUCCGCCUCCCCCUCCUCGGCAAGCCCGGGCGCUGGCAUGCUCGCCAUCGCGCUCGGGCGUCGUCAAGACACGGAUGCCGAGACCACCGCCACCACCACCGCGACCGCCGUGCUAGCCGUCACCACCACCACGACCGCCAGUAUCGUCAGCACCGUGACCGCCGUGCUGGCCGUCACCAAGACCGAAAGCGGGAGCUGCAACUGCGCGGUCGGCAACAAUGUCACCACCGCCACCACGACCGUCAUGGCCGCCCUGCCCGCCGUCACCAAAACCAACAACGCCACCGUGACCGUGACCGCCACCCCAAGCGGCGGCGGCGUCGUCAUCAUCAGACCACCCAUCUUCUCGCCGACCAGCAAGUCCGGGUCCUAUUGCUGCCUCGAGGGCUUCAUACCCCAGGCGAUGCCCACGGGCGACCGGCACAUGGUGGUGAACGUGUGGACCAAGGGCUGGGGCGACGAGCCUGAUGGAUGCCACAAGGGACUGCUCGACAACCUGAAGCCGUUGUCUGGUGGCCUGCACAUGCUGUUCAAGUGCCGGGUCGACGCGCUGGGCGGCGACGGCAGCGCACGAGUCCAAUUCAGUAAAGUUCUCACUGCAGGCAGCGACUCCAUCACCCAGGCCAUCGAGGUCGCGUCGCCCGGCCGCAAGGACGCCGGGGUCCACUGCCAGAUGGGCUGCCCGCGCGAGCAGCUGUGGGACGGGGUCACGAGCGGGUGGCUGACGUGA
Messenger RNA from Gaeumannomyces tritici R3-111a-1, 931 nucleotides. RefSeq lists its product as hypothetical. NCBI's taxonomy places the organism in Eukaryota, Fungi, Ascomycota, Sordariomycetes, Magnaporthales, Magnaporthaceae. Bases 110 to 931 code for a protein of 273 amino acids. The transcript has 2 exons. The record is from RefSeq and is a predicted model, not a curated record.